This is a messenger RNA of Ruditapes philippinarum (Manila clam), 1459 nucleotides long. RefSeq lists its product as uncharacterized. The record is from RefSeq and is a predicted model, not a curated record. The transcript is spliced from 2 exons. Gene Ontology annotation, molecular function: carbohydrate binding; hydrolase activity, hydrolyzing O-glycosyl compounds. The coding region runs from base 1 to 1296 and encodes 431 amino acids. Gene Ontology annotation, biological process: carbohydrate catabolic process. Lineage: Eukaryota; Metazoa; Mollusca; Bivalvia; Venerida; Veneridae.
AUGGCGAUGGAUUCUUGCUCUUAUAAACACACUGCCAAACAUGUGCUAAUGGCAUUUGGAUUAUUUGCACUCGGGAUCAUGCUGGGACAUUUUACAAGCAGGACCAACGUUGAUACAAUCAAAGAAACAGCUUCUCUAUCUAGACAAAGGCGAAGCACUCACGCUCCCUGCAAGUUUACUACAGUACAAACACAGGCUGGGAGAAAUUUCGACGCGCGCUAUUCAAAGAACGUUCUUUCUAAAAAGCACGCGUGUGUAAACUCCCGCAAGGAAUGUUUGGGAUUUGGUCUUCCUAGAAAUUAUAAUGCUUAUCAUCUUGACAUGAAGUCAAUAUUAAUUGACGGGAAAGUUGAUGACGAUGCAUGGACAGAGGUACCUUGGAGCGAGUUGUUUGUCGAUAUUCGCAGUGAAGUAUACCCAAAACCUAUCUAUGAUACUAAAUUCAAAUUGAGAUGGGAUGACAAUAAUCUGUAUUUUGCCGCUGUCCUACAGGACAAUCAUUUAUGGGCAACUAAAACAUCAAACGACUCCGAGCUAUGGAGCGAAAAUAGCUUCAGUUUACUUAUAGCUGCAGAUGACAGUCUUUUCAACUACAAGCAAAUAGAUGUUAAUGUUUUAGGCACAGUAACGGACUUAUUGAUGAAGAAAUCAUAUUACGAUGCUCCAGGGCAAUUAGUGCACAACCUGAAGUGGGAUUCUAAUGCUACAGUUGGCGUGUACACACCAGGAACAAUUAACACACCUGGUGACAGGGAUCAAUACUGGUCUGUUGAAAUUUCAGUCCCGUUCGAAACUUUGGCUAUUAUGACGAAUCGUGUGGAACAAGCUCCAAAUAACAACGAAGUUUGGUUCUUGCAGUUGGCAAGAACACAGCAUGUACUUCGUUUGACUAAGGACGGACAAUAUGAGAUAGUACCAAAUAUCUCAGGCAAAUGGUGGGCGUGGCAACCAAGUGGUGCAAUUAAUCUACACUUACAAGACCGUUGGGGUUUAGUGCAAUUUAAGAGAACCAAUACAGAUAGAAAAUUCGAGUUCCAAAAUUGGCACAUCUAUAAAGCUUUGUUCGAUGUCCUUGAGGCUAUGAAGGUAUUCAAAGCAAAAAAUGGCGUGUACGCAAGUACUCUGGAGGAACUAGACAUUCCACCGUAUCUGCUUUCUCACACAUGCGUAGAUGUACCGGAAAUAAGUAUGAGAGAGAAUAGAAGUCAAGCUGAUUUCGAUAUAAAUGUUCGAUCUAUGGUAUUUGAUUUCCCUCCUGCGUACAUACGAUCCGAUAAAUUUGUUACGAUGUGGUAAUUUAGGAAGGAAUUCCCUUUUAAUAUAUUUAGAAUAUGUCUUAGACAAGUUACCUACAAACGCUAAAACGAGAAGACAUAGCGUAUAUUAAAUCCUUCAUUUUGAUUCAAUGAAAUCAUUGACUUACAAAUAAUCUUAAGGCACUCUAUCAUGUACUUUAUGC